This is a messenger RNA of Emiliania huxleyi CCMP1516, 715 nucleotides long. RefSeq lists its product as hypothetical. NCBI's taxonomy places the organism in Eukaryota, Haptophyta, Isochrysidales, Noelaerhabdaceae. The coding region runs from base 28 to 666 and encodes 212 amino acids. The record is from RefSeq and is a predicted model, not a curated record. The transcript is spliced from 2 exons.
GGCCGCACCAUCACGCAGCUGCAGCUGAUGAACGAGAUCCAGGAGUGCUGCGAGGCGAUCCCGCACAUGCAGCGCGAGAUCCGGCCCGCCGCCACCUUCCCCGACGACGUGGCGCACGUGGCGCGCGAGCUGUCGCCGCGCGUGAUCCAGUUCUCCGGCCACGGCAACGCGGUCCGCGCCGGCGCCUACGCCGGCGCGCUCGCCUUUGAGCGCGGGGGCACGCUGCAGCCGGUCCCUCCCGACGAGCUCAUCCGGCUGCUGCGGGAGGACUGCCCCGACCUGCAGGCGGUGCUGCUGCACGGCUGCCACACGCUGCGCCCGCUCGGCGAGCUGAUCCACCGCGAGAUGCCGCACCUGUACGUCAUCGGCUGGGACUCGCUGCUCGAGGACAAGGCCGCCAUCGCCUUUUGCCGCGGCUUCUACGGCAAGCUCGGCGAGAUGGCCGAGAUCGAGCUGGCGGGCGGGCCGCCCGCCUCGAUCCACGACGCCUUCGCCGAGGCGGCGCGCUGCUUCGAGGAGCAGGGCUUCAUCCUCGGCGACCCGGAGGACGCCGCCGUCUCCGCGAAGCACGGCCGCCGCGCGAGCGGCAAGUUCGACAUCUUCAUGCCCGCGUCGUACCAGCAGCAACACGUCAACUCCGCCAGCAGCCUCUUCUCCGCCGGUUAGUAGCCAGAGGUGAUUGUAGAGAAGUAAUUUCUGUGUUCCUUUUUUUCGC